AUGUCUGACGGCUUCCUGGGGUCAUCGCGGGAGGCCGCCGAGCAAGGCACGGUUCAGGACGGACGAACCGAAGAGCUUCCUCAUGCAUCGGCCUUCACCCACCCGCCAGUAAGUGCUGCGUUGUUCGAGAACUGCACGGGAUGUGUCAUGUGCUCGGAGGAAAAUGGAUGCAUCUCCUGUCAACAGCGGCUUUUCCUGCUCAUCUGGAGAGAUGGGAUUCGCCAGAACGGGGCCUGUGUCCACGCCUGCCCCCCAGGCUACUUCGGGGUGCGAGGCCAAGAGGUCAACCGAUGCAUUAAGUGCAAGUCGCCCAGCUGUGACAGCUGCUUCAGCAAAGAUUUCUGCAUGAAGUGCAAGGAGCGGUUCUACCUGCACAAGGGGAAGUGCCUUGGCGCCUGUCCUCCCAGCACCACGGCUCAGCACGGGACCCGGGAGUGCCUGGAAAAGUGUGAGAUGGGCCCCUGGGGCGACUGGGGGCCCUGCACCAACCAGGGCCGGACGUGCGGCUCCAGGUGGGGCUCGGCCACGAGGGUCCGCGAGGUCGUCGGGAGCAGCAAGGAGGACGCAGCGGCGUGCCCGGGGCUUUCCGAGUCCAGGAAAUGCCGCAUGAAGAAGCACUGCCCCGGAGAGAAGAACGAAAACAAAAGGAAGGAGAAACGCGGGAAGAAGCAAAAGAAGAAGAAAAAACCGAAUUCCCAGAUGGUCACUUAA
Varanus komodoensis (Komodo dragon) is the source of this 711-nucleotide messenger RNA. RefSeq names its product R-spondin 4 (gene RSPO4). Lineage: Eukaryota; Metazoa; Chordata; Lepidosauria; Squamata; Varanidae. The coding region runs from base 1 to 711 and encodes 236 amino acids. The transcript is spliced from 6 exons. The record is from RefSeq and is a predicted model, not a curated record.